Molecule: messenger RNA, 3023 nt
Organism: Musca domestica (house fly)
Lineage: Eukaryota; Metazoa; Arthropoda; Insecta; Diptera; Muscidae
Gene: Mcm2
Product: DNA replication licensing factor Mcm2
Exons: 4
Coding region: 177-2831 (884 amino acids)
Biological process (GO): mitotic DNA replication initiation; DNA replication; double-strand break repair via break-induced replication
Cellular component (GO): nucleus; MCM complex
Molecular function (GO): 3'-5' DNA helicase activity; single-stranded DNA binding; ATP binding
Source: RefSeq, a predicted model, not a curated record
AAAUUGAUUCGCGUGCUGUGCAUAAACAAACAAAUUUGCAACAUUCAACUGUUUCCCCAUUCAUUGUCAUUCGUUUGGUGAUUGCGGGCAAAUACCGACACACUUUUGGAAUAAAAAGAUUGUUAUUGUUAAGUUUUGUUUAUUUUUGUUAAAUUGUGAAAAAGUAUUCUGUAAAGAUGGCUGAUUUACCAAGCUCGCCACCACCAGCUACUCCAAGCGAUGCCGCUGAUAGACGCGAUUUGCGGGCUGCCAUGACAUCUCCGGUUGGAGAUUUUGAGCCCUUUGAAAAUGAGGAUGAAAUUUUGGGUGAUCAAACCGUACGCGAUGAGGAAGAAGAGGAUGGAGAGGAAUUGUUCGGUGACAACAUGGAAAACGAUUAUCGUCCAAUGCCAGAAUUGGAUCACUAUGAUCCAGCAAUGUUGGAUGAUGAAGAGGAUUACUCCGAAAUGUCACAGGGCGAGCGCUUGGCAGCCGAAGCUGAAAUGCGUCGUCGUGAUCGCGCAAAUGGUAUACACAGAGAUGAUCGCGAUCUCGGUUUUGAUCAGAGCGACGACGAUGAUGAUGUUGGUCCGAGGGCCAAGAGAAGAGCCGGGGAGAAGGCUGCCGCCGGCGAAGUAGAAGAUACGGAAAUGGUUGAAUCCAUUGAAAAUUUGGAAGAUACAAAAGGUCAUUCUACUAAGGAAUGGGUUAGCAUGUUGGGGCCUCGAACUGAAAUUGCAAAUCGUUUCCAAUCGUUCCUGCGUACCUUUGUUGAUGAACGAGGUGCCUAUACCUAUCGUGAUCGCAUACGUCGUAUGUGCGAGCAGAAUAAAUCAUCGUUUGUUGUGUCUUAUACUGAUUUGGCAAACAAGGAACAUGUGUUGGCCUACUUUUUGCCAGAAGCUCCCUUUCAAAUGCUGGAAAUCUUUGAUAAAGUUGCUAAAGAUAUGGUGUUGUCUAUUUUCCCAACAUAUGAACGUGUUACAACAGAAAUUCAUGUCCGCAUCUCAGAACUGCCCUUAAUUGAAGAGUUGAGAACUUUCCGCAAAUUGCAUUUGAAUCAAUUGGUGAGAACAUUGGGAGUUGUUACCGCAACAACUGGAGUUUUGCCUCAAUUGUCAGUUAUUAAAUACGACUGUGUCAAGUGUGGUUAUGUUUUGGGUCCAUUUGUGCAGUCACAGAAUUCAGAAGUUAAGCCCGGCUCGUGUCCAGAGUGUCAAAGUACAGGCCCAUUUUCGAUUAACAUGGAACAAACACUGUACAGGAAUUAUCAAAAAAUUACACUUCAGGAGUCACCUGGCCGUAUUCCUGCUGGUCGUAUUCCCCGAAGCAAGGAUGUAAUUCUUUUGGCAGAUUUGUGUGAUAUUUGUAAACCAGGCGAUGAGCUCGAAGUAACUGGCAUAUAUACAAACAACUAUGAUGGUUCUUUGAAUACAGAUCAAGGGUUCCCUGUGUUUGCAACUGUUAUAAUUGCCAAUCACAUUGUAGUUAAGGAUUGUAAGCAAGUCGUACAGUCGUUGACAGAUGAAGAUAUUGCUACUAUUCAAAAAUUGAGCAAAGAUCCUCGUAUAGCAGAUCGUAUCAUAGCCUCAAUGGCACCUUCAAUUUAUGGCCACGAAUACAUUAAAAGAGCUUUGGCUCUGGCUUUGUUUGGAGGAGAAGCUAAAAAUCCUGGAGAGAAGCAUAAGAUUAGAGGAGACAUAAACUUGUUGAUUUGCGGUGAUCCUGGUACAGCAAAAUCACAAUUUUUGAAAUAUACUGAAAAAAUUGCACCGCGAGCUGUGUUUACAACUGGUCAAGGUGCAAGUGCUGUUGGUUUAACUGCGUACGUUAGACGCAAUCCCAUAUCAAAAGAGUGGACACUGGAAGCUGGCGCAUUGGUAUUGGCCGAUCAGGGAGUUUGUCUUAUUGAUGAAUUUGACAAAAUGAACGAUCAAGAUCGUACUUCCAUUCACGAAGCUAUGGAACAACAGUCUAUUUCUAUAUCCAAAGCUGGUAUAGUAACAUCGCUACAAGCUAGAUGUACUGUAAUUGCUGCUGCUAAUCCAAUCGGUGGUCGUUAUGAUCCCUCAAUGACAUUUUCGGAAAAUGUCAACUUAUCAGAACCAAUUCUGUCUCGUUUUGAUGUUCUGUGUGUGGUCAAAGAUGAAUUUGAUCCAAUGCAAGAUCAACACUUGGCCAAGUUUGUUGUCAAUUCACAUAUCAAACACCACCCAUCAAGUGAGGCGGACAUAGAAGAUUCACAAGCAAACAACGUUAGUGAAAUUCCCCAGGAAUUGUUGAGACAAUACAUUGUUUAUUCCAAGGAGAAUAUUAGACCAAAAAUUUCGAAUAUUGAUGAAGACAAAAUUGCCAAAAUGUAUUCCCAAUUGCGUCAGGAAUCAUUUGCCACUGGCUCACUUCCCAUUACAGUAAGACACAUCGAAAGCGUAAUUCGUAUGGCUGAGGCCCAUGCUAGAAUGCACUUACGAGAAACUGUCACGGAGGCUGAUGUUAGUAUGGCCAUACGUAUGAUGUUGGAAUCAUUCAUUGAAGCUCAAAAAUUCAGUGUCAUGAAGAAAAUGCGCGCAACUUUCCAAAAAUAUUUGGCCUUCCAGAAGGACCAUUCCGAAUUGUUAUUCUUUAUAUUGCGUCAACUUACAUUGGAUCAGUUGGCCUACAUUCGCUGCAAGGAUGGUCCAUCGGCUACACAUGUUGAAAUUAUGGAACGCGAUUUAAUGGAACGUGCCAAACAAUUGGAUAUAUUUAAUUUGAAGCCUUUCUAUGAAUCAGAAAUAUUUAAACAAAAUGGUUUCUCAUAUGAUCCUAAGAGACGCAUAAUUUUGCAGAUCGUUCAGGAAGCUGCAGUCUAAGAUGGCGAAAAUAAACUUGUUAUUCUUAAGAUAUAUUUUGAGUUAGUAGGACGCAUACAUAAACAUAAGCUCAGUAUAGGUUUCAUCAUUUUUUUUGCAAUGAAUUUCUGUUUUUAUUACAUCGUUUCACAAGUUCUUUUCCAUUUUUUAUAUUAAAAGAAAAUUUGGCUUAAACCAAAUAUAAUAAAGAUA